UAGUUUUACAAGGUCUUCAAUUGGUAUGGAGUUCCGCCUAAUAUGAAGGCGCAGUCAAUUAGCAAUGAACAAAACGAAUUUUGCUUAAGCUCUCUCUAGCGUACAAAGUUAUUAGGGUUACUGUUGAUACUUGAUACGGAUUGCACCUACGAACAAAUCACUACAUCAUUUUAGUGGGAGAAGGAGCUGAGGGCCAAAUUAUAAUUAUUCAAUCUAAUGAUUUGGGAAAUCAGAUACUACUAUACAGCAAUUGCGUUGAGCAAGACUUGGACGGCGCUUGUUUAAAUGGAACCAGAAGAAGAGCCGCACCAAAAGCGUCCUCGUCUCAACAAUCACGACGUCUCCAUUGCUCGCCACUCUGCUUCUCCUCCUCCUCCAGAUGAGGAUAAACCUGUUGAUGCUGCAGAUCUUCAAUACCAGAACCAGAAACUUGUACAUCAGUUAGAAACACAGAAGCAAGAGUUGCAUGAUCUUGAAUCCAAUAUAAAAGAAUUAAAAGUGAAGCAGACUUCAUAUGAUGUCAUUUUGAUAAAAGUGAACCAGCUUUGGAACCAGUUGGUUGACGAUAUUAUUUUACUUGGAGGACAAGCGGGAGCUGGCCUAAAUGCUCUACAAAGUUUGGAUCAUUUAGAAUCUUCUCGAGGCUCUAUUCCAUCAUGUGCUGCGGAAGACAUAUUUCUUUGUAGGUUAAUACAAACAGAUGCUAUUGAUGGCAGCCACAAGGAUGGUUCUAUCGGUUAUGUUAAAAAAUCUCUUGCAUUGCGUCAGACUUCUACUAGGGAGUUGAUGAAAUUACUUCAAGAUGCCAUCGAUUGUCAAAGCGUCAAACUCAAGGACAUAGCUCAAACUCUGUUGGGGAAUCCCUCCUCAGAAGAUGCUGUCGCCCAAUUGCGUAAGCUUGAUAAUGUAAUGUUAGAGGAGUCCAGGAACCUUCAUCAGAUGGUUGAUGCGCUUCACUCUAAACACAAACAAUAUGCUGAUGAGAUUCAAGCUUGCAUUGACAAUCAUUCACUUGAUCAAUUGGAGAUCAAACGCAUUGCUGGAGAGCUGGAAGAAAGCAUGGGCGAACUUGAAGAAAGUAGAAGAAAACUAAUUAGCCUGAAAAUGCAAAAAGAUGGUAUUUCUGGGAUGCACGUCCCAAUUCCUGUUCCUGUAAUAGUUCCUAAUUUAGUGAAUGGAACUGUCUCUCCUGAAAAGCCUGCUGACCGGUCAAAGCGUUUAAGAGAACUUAAAGAUUCAACUGAGGAGAUAAAGGUUCUGGCACAGGAUCGCCUUUCUGAGCUUGAAGAUGCACGUGAUGACAACCUUAUUUUGUCAAAGCAGCUGCAACAUCUUCAGAAUGAACUGAAGGAAGACAAGUAUAUUCACACUUCUAGGCCAUAUGCCUUGUUGAACGAUCAGUUUCAGCACUGGAAUGCGGAGGCAGAGCGAUAUAAAAUUUUGACAGAAUCUUUGCAAGUUGAAAGGCCUUUCAUCAUGAGGAGGGAGAAAGACUUGAUCUAUAAGGGAGAGUCUAUGGAUUCGGCUAGGAGUGCUAUUGGUUGUUCUGAGUCAAAGGUUGAAGAACUACAGAAUCAACUGCAAUCAAUUGUUACUCAGAAGAAUGAGAUGGAGCUCAAAAUGGAAGAAGCUCUGCAAGAUUCAGGAAGAAAAGAUAUCAAAGAAGAGUUCCAGGUAAUGGCUUCUGCUUUGACAAAAGAAAUGGGGGUGAUGGAAAGCCAGUUAAACAAGUGGAAAAUAACAGCAGAUGAGGCCAUUUCCUUGCGUGAGAAAGCUCAAUCACUCAGUGCCUUACUGGAUGUAAAGACCGCUGAAUUGAAGAAUUUGGUUGCUGAGUGUACUCGGCAAAUGGAUGACAUCAAGUCUUUAAAGGAUAUGGCUGAGAAAAUGGAGAAGGAUAAACAAGAGCUGGAAAUUUUCUUGGAUAUGUUGGGUCAACAAAUUUAUGAUAACAGAAACUUGUCAGAGAUUCAAGAAUCAGAACAUAGAGCUCUGUUGCAAGCUGAAAGUCUGAGGAAUGCCCUAGAAGAACAUGGCUUGGAAUUGAGAGUUAAAGCAGCUUAUGAAGCUGAGGCAGCAUGCCAACACAGACUUUCUGUUGCUGAAGCUGAAAUGGCUGAAUUAAGGACAGAAUUAGAUACUUCUGAGAGAGAUGUCUUGGAACUCAAGGAAGCCAUCAAGAUCAAGGAAGGAGAGACUGCAUCCUUUAUAUCUGAAAUUGAGACUAUUGGUCAAGCUUACGAAGAUAUGAAUGCUCAGAACCAGCAUUUGCUGACGCAACUGACUGGAAGGGAUGAAUAUAACAUAAAGCUGGUGUCUGAGAGUGUUAAAGCAAGGCAAUCACAAAACGCAUUGCUCUCUGAGAAACAAGGGUUAGAAAAGCAACUUGAACAGCUUAAUGGAUCUCUUGAAGCCUUGAAGUCUAGAAUAGCUCAAAGUGAGGAACAGAUGAAACUUCUCCACCAAGAAAUUCUGAGUUCCAUUCAGGAUGACAAACACUUAGCAAUGAACCUUGAAGCUGCAAAGUGGGAAUUAGUUGACGCAGAGAAAGAACUGAAGAUGCUGAAAUCCACUAUUUCAAUUUCCGAGAAGGAACAUGAGCAGAUCCAGCGAAAAAUAGAUGAUAUUCAAACCGAACUAGACAAUGAAAGAAGCGAGAGAAAGAAGCUUGAUGAAGAAAUGAUAGAAUUGAAUAGUACAGUAGAGAAGCUGACUGCUGAAACCGGUGAGGCUGCAAUACAGAAACUUCAAGACGAGAUAAAAGACUGCAAGGCAAUACUCAAGUGCGGAGUGUGUUUUGAUCGGCCUAAGGAGGUUGUGAUUGUGAAAUGCUUCCAUCUAUUCUGCAACCAAUGCAUCCAGAGGAAUCUAGAAAUCCGUCACCGAAAGUGUCCUGGUUGUGGAACGGCAUUCGGCCAGAGCGACGUUCGGUUUGUGAAGAUUUAAAGUAAUUCUGAAUCUCUAGUCGUAGUCUUGGUUAUAGGGCACAGCCAAAUAUUCGGCAUGUAAAUCAUCUAACUAUGCGUGGGCGUGCGUAUGUGUCGCUGUCAAAGUUUUCUAUUAUCUUGAGCUCUUGGACUUGACCA
Molecule: messenger RNA, 3086 nt
Organism: Salvia hispanica
Lineage: Eukaryota; Viridiplantae; Streptophyta; Magnoliopsida; Lamiales; Lamiaceae
Gene: HUB2
Product: histone mono-ubiquitination 2
Cellular component (GO): nucleus; HULC complex
Molecular function (GO): ubiquitin protein ligase activity
Source: RefSeq, a predicted model, not a curated record